Molecule: messenger RNA, 1309 nt
Organism: Papaver somniferum (opium poppy)
Lineage: Eukaryota; Viridiplantae; Streptophyta; Magnoliopsida; Ranunculales; Papaveraceae
Product: OTU domain-containing protein DDB_G0284757-like
Exons: 11
Coding region: 229-1173 (314 amino acids)
Biological process (GO): protein deubiquitination
Molecular function (GO): cysteine-type deubiquitinase activity
Source: RefSeq, a predicted model, not a curated record
AGUUGGAUUAAUUUCAUUUCUCUCUCCUCUUACAAAUAUAUCAGCCAUGGCGGAAACCGAACUCAGUUUAUCGGAAACCGCCAUGGCUAUAUAUUUAUAAGAGGGAAAAGAGAAAAGAACAACUGCAGUGACUGCAGUUUCUCGGCCCCUACAUAUGGUGAUUUGCAGCGGCACAAGACUGAAAAGCACAAAAAUAUUCAGGUUGUCCAUAAAAAGAAGAAUGAAGCCAUGAAGCCUAGUAGGCAGAAACUAAAGGGUUCUGGUAUGUUGUAUGGAAGAAAAUGCCGUACUCGUGAGGAUAUCGAAAUACUCAGAGCUCGUAUUGGUACACAUUUGCAAGAAGAAUUGCCAAAUCUGUCUGUUGAGGAAUCGGUAAAUGUUCAAGAACGAGAAGAAGAGUUUCCUACACUACAUGGACCUGGCCUCGACCCCAAAGUGAUGAAGCGGUUGAGCGAGAUGGCUCCUGAUUAUGUAACUGAGACUUUUCUUGCCGAUAACAUUGAUGAGCCGACUUCCCAUCGUCUGAGGCUGCUUCAAAGAUUGAGAGCAAAUGGUCUAAUGGAGAUGGAGGUUGCGGCUGAUGGAAACUGCCAGUUUAGAGCGCUAUCAGAUCAAUUGUAUCACAGCAGUGAGAACCAUGAUUAUGUCAGGAAGUUGAUCUUGAACCAGCUGAAGUCCCAUCCGGAACUGUAUGAACAAUAUGUUGACAGGGAUUAUGGGGAAUAUUUGGAGGAGUUGUCCCGAUCUGGUAGUUGGGGGGAUAACGUUACACUACAUGCUGCUGCGGAUGUGUUGGGAAUCAAAAUUAUUGUGGUAACAUCUCAUCCCAAUGUAUGUUACUACCAGAUUGACCCUAACGAUGGAGAACCAACUCGAGUUGUUUGCUUGAGUUUCUCUGACGGGGGCUUGCAUUACAAUUCUGUACAUCAUGUUGGUGAAGAUGUGGAGGAAGAUCCUCCUGAUCAGGUACCCAUACAAGAGGAUGCGUCAGAUUCAAAGGAUAUUUGUUCUAAACAUACUGAUGAGGCGGCUUCUCAUCGCCAAAGGCUGUCUGCCAGUCUGAAUGAGAAUGAAGACAAUGUCAAGGUUGCACCAGCUCCAAUCGUGACAGCAGCGUCGUGGAAGAGUUGCUGUGCACUCUUUGAAGUUUUAUUUGGCUUCAAGGCUACUUAGACGCAAUACCGCCGAAAACAGGACAAUGGUUUACUCGUUACAAAUUAUUUGCUAGAACAACUAAUUGUUAAGAUUGACACCAAAACAAUUAUAUUACUAAUUAUAAUCUAUGGCAUCUUUUGGACAAUUUUUCUCA